GGGCAUGACCGGAGACGAGGGAGGACCAGCCGUAACACACUGGGUUCUUAGCGCAUCAAUUCAGCGGCAGAUCGCAUCGUAUCGCACCCCACAGGAGUGCGGAGGUCACACACGCCAAGUGUCCCUCUACCUCUUUCUGUCUCUGUGUCUUUCUGUUUCUGUCCGGACGUCGAUAAGCAUGGAAGACCCUCACUAGAGACACCACGGAGAGAUACACGUUAAUACCGAGCAUGGCUGUGGACGCUGCGUCCAGUUUCAGUUUCUGCCGGGCUGCGCUGGACCACACAGUCUCAGCGGAGGAGCUGAACUAUCAGCUCCCACGGAAGGCUGGCGGCAACCUGACUUGGCAUGACGGCCGCAGCCCAAGGACAGCGGGCAGAACUGUCAAACUACUGCAGCAGCCUGGCACUGAGGGAAUACAGAUUCGUCCAGGUGAGGCCUUUGCAGUGUAUCACACCAGUCCAACGCUGUCCAGUCUGUCAAAGCCUGUAGUGCUGUGGACGCAACAAGACGUGUGCAAGUGGCUGAAGAAGCACUGUCCACAUAACUACCUGACGUACGUGGAGGCAUUUUCUCAUCACGCCAUCACAGGUCGUGCUCUGUUGAGGCUGAAUGGUGAGAAGUUGGAGCGUAUGGGCAUCGUGCAGGAGACACUGAGGCAGGAGGUGCUGCAGCAGGUCCUCCAGCUGCAGGUCCGAGAGGAAGUGCGCAAUCUACAGCUGCUCAGCAGAGCAUCUUUCGGCAACUUUUCUUAGCUCAUCCAUCCAUUUGGCAGCUCUCUUCUCUCCGCCCAACACAAUGGAUCCCUGAUAAGGAGAGGAGGCCCAGCUCCAAACUGACACUGACAGAGGAGAAGAUAAAGAGAGUGAGCGAGCAAGCGAAAGAGAGAGAGAGAGACAGAAAGAGACUGAGCUCAGGCUGGUGUUAGAAAAGAAAAAGUGUCAUUCUUGGCCAAAGCAGAGACCAGAACAUCUGCAUGCCGAGCCAAGCUGAUGCGCUUUUAAAGGAUGCAGGCUGAGAAAGACAAUGCUACAUUCAUACUGUAAUAUAACUAUAAAAUUCAACACUAACCACAUCUGCACUGAACUGCAUUACCAAGUGUUUCAUCAAAGGACAGUCCAGCAGUUUGACACUCUACUCUUAUUGGACUGUGGAUGCUGAGGAACUUCCUAUUAAAGCUGCGGCUAGACGGACUGUUGAUAAAAGUCAAUUAACUUAAAUGGGAAAGGAUGCAGGAACAUGAACAAAGCAAUCUUCUUCUAGUGUCUGAGUUCGUCCAGGUUUACUUCAACACCACAAAUCUGCGACCGUUGGAAGCGUGAGCCAAAAGAACACAAGAGCUGGGCUUUAGGCUUCUCUUUCAGAAAAAGCAAAUUGGAAAAUUAAAUAUUGCAGUUUCAGAAAACACAUUCAUUGCAAAAAACAAACAAACAAACAAGCAAGCUAGCUAGCUACAAUUAGCUGGUCACUGAAUCACUAUGUUCCAUCUACAAUCACCAUCCAUAACUGUGGGUCUGGAGUGACCACUACUUUAUGCUCACCUAGAUCCAGCCAGCCCCAUACAAAGUCCUAUUUCUUACAAAUGAUGUGAGAAAAUGGCAAAACUGACCUUGUGUCAGCAUAGAUGGGUUAAAUCUACAUCUAUCAUCUACCUACAUGGACAAGAGGAUGCUGAAAAAUUAAUGUUCCUAAAGUCAAAACAAAAACACUGUCAUCUUCCUUGCCCUGUCAAAAGACAAAAUACCUUGCGUCUGGCGCUUACAAGAAUUGAUGUGCUGCUGUCAGCAGAAAUAGAGCAAAUAGAAUUAGUAUUCUAGAGUAGAGAAGCCAGAGAUUUGAAUACCUAGAGCUCUCCUGUUCCUGACACAUGUGCUUUGUUAUUUAAGGUCAAUGGAUACUUUAACAGAGUCAAUGGCACAUUGUAUUUAAAUGGACUCAUUGCUGAAUGUCAACAUGGAUAGACAGGCACACUUCAUAACCAACUUUCAACAAUGUAUUUGAUUUCUUCUCAGGGUGGGAAAAUGAGUUUUUUUAUACAUCCUAAUGAUUACAUCUGCCGCCCGUUGUAGCCCGUUCCCGAAAGCACUUAAGUUACAACUUAUGAUUUAGAUGCCUUUUUUAGGUCUUGCUAUGAGAUGUACACAAUGUAGCUGUCUAGGAAAUUUCUUUGUAUACAAUAAACACUUUGUCUGUAAGAAGCAUAAAUAAAGUUUAUAUGAUAGGGAUACAUGUUUAGAAUCUAGGAAUGAUAAUUGUCAUUACUUGUAGAAGUAACUCUUAGAGUUGUCUCUGCACUGUUCAAAGCAAUAAUAUGAUUGGUCGCUGUGGAAUGAUGAUGGUCAUCUAGGUUAUGAAAUUCCAGUCAUGCCCUCAUCUCCUUUUUAAACGUGCAUCAUGCUUGGAUGGUAAUCUGCACUUUAAAAAGAGCACCUGUUUGUGUUACGCCACUGCUGCUUCCAAUAUGGUUGACCAAUCAAACGCCGAGUGACCUAAUGUGUUAUGUAAUGUAAGAAGGUUGAUCAAUGGUCAGUUUUUUCUUUGAAAUCAAAGUGAAUAUGACUGAGAGGGGACUGAUCCUGGAUCAAAAUUCUUGCUUCAUUAAUAUGGGCCUUCAUGUCUUCCUGUUUCAAAGGCACAACCCUCACCAUAAUCACUGUGCUUUUAUCUUUUAUCUCUCAUGCUUAAGAAUUAUUGAUGUAGUCUUGGAGACAUUAGAAUCCACAAACAUUGUGAUGUCUGUGUAACAUUUAUUCUGUGUGUAUUACAGAAAGAUUUCUGCAAUGCUGUAGAGUUCUGAUGGGAUGAAACAAAGAUUUAGAGUAUUACGGACAGUUUUUUUCAAAGAACCUACAUGAUAGUAAACCAGACUUUUCAUGAUUUUUAAAUAAAAGUGUUUGAUGUA
Colossoma macropomum (tambaqui) is the source of this 2902-nucleotide messenger RNA. RefSeq names its product sterile alpha motif domain containing 10b (gene samd10b). NCBI's taxonomy places the organism in Eukaryota, Metazoa, Chordata, Actinopteri, Characiformes, Serrasalmidae. Gene Ontology annotation, molecular function: protein binding. The record is from RefSeq and is a predicted model, not a curated record. Bases 231 to 755 code for a protein of 174 amino acids. The transcript has 5 exons. Gene Ontology annotation, cellular component: cytoplasmic side of plasma membrane. Gene Ontology annotation, biological process: cell surface receptor protein tyrosine kinase signaling pathway.